ACCAUAGUGUGUGACGUGUGUUUGCUCUCGUGCGCGCGCUCCUCUGCGUGCCAGAAUGUGAGCGCGUGAUGACCCUCCCUGCAAUCCGUAUCAAACACACACUCUGCUUUUCCUCGGUGUUUUGUGUGAGUGUGUGUGUGUGUGUGUGUGAGAGAGCUCACAAUAUUCAUCUGCUCUGUGUAUAGAGGGAGGGACAGAAACCUCGGCUGGCGACAGAAACCAAUCAGAGCGCCACAUUACCGAAGACAUCGAUCGGGAUUCAUUUAUCUGACGGAAACCGCCAUCAGUCUGUCAAACAAUAACCUUCAGAAACCCCAGAUAAACAUUACGCGACGACGACAUGGCUGACUUUACUAUUGAUCAGAACAACCUGCCGGGGGUAAAAGAGGUGUGCCGGGACUUUGCUGUGCUUGAAGACCACUGUCUUGCCCACAACCUUCAGGAACAGGAAAUCGAGAGCCACCUGGCAUCCAACGUCAACAAGAGCCGUCUGGUGCAGCAGGACCUGCAGGUGGCCAAACGUCUGCAGGAGGAAGAGGACCAGCGGGCCAAAGCCGAGAGCAAGAGACAACACCGCCGCAUUGAACGCAGCGACAUUGAAAUUGCUCAGGAGAUUCAAGAACAACUGGUCCGGCAGGCUGAACAACAGAGGCAGCAGGAGGAGAAAGAUGAGGCCAUCGCCCGUAAGCUGCAGGAGCGAGAGAUGAAAGAGGAGAGAAAACGACAAAAGCAGAUGGAAGCAAACCCUGAGGAGUACUACGAAGAUAAAGCCCCCCGAUUUCCACUGGACCUACGAGAGCCAAAACCCCGUUCCGCUUCUCCAGGUCACAGAAAAGGGAAGAGUCACGACUACAAUCAAAUUCUUUCCCCAUACAACUCUCCAGAGCCAGACAGAAAAAGAUAUCCCAAUAGCCAUAGUCGAUAUCCAGAGUAUGAGCCUAUUGAGUUAGGCCGAUCUAGGCAUCCAGAGAGUCCAAGCAAGGGACGGGUCCCAGAGUACUGCUCACCUGAGCGACGACCGAAAGAUUAUUCGAGAGGGGGACACAAACCUCUCGAUCUCGAUUGCACAGAACCUCGUAGAAGGAAGAAACAAGAUCAAUGGGAUGACCUGGAGCCAGUGGUGCUCCGGAAGGAGAAACCUCCCAGAGAUUACUCUGCAAGCCGGGACGGGGUCUCAGACAAUGAGAGGAUCAGGGAACGAGAACGAGAAAGGGAUGGACGGAGAACCAAAGAAAGGUCGAGAGAUCGGAACGGGACAAGAAGUCAAGAUCGGCUGUUUAGCGGAGAUGCCAAGCAAUUUGACAGGGGCAGGAACGUGGACCAGGAAAUGGACCGAAAUGGCUAUGGACACGGUAGCAGAGACAGGCAAAGAGAACGAGGCAGAGAUGGGAACAGAGGGAGGCACAAAAGCAGGGACCGAGAACUGGACGAUAACGGUCUCGCCCCAACUACAGGCUGGUCAGAGGAAAGCCUGGAGUGGGAGGAUCUCAGGAACAGGCAGAGGCUCCCGUCAGGUCCUAAUGAGGUGUUUGAGGAGCCCGUUCUCAGAGGCCCCCUAAAUGAGGACCGGUCCUCUGAUCAUUCUCCCAGAGAGAGAGGUCGGAAGGUGCGAGGAGAAUUUGGCUUGAAGGAGGCAACACAUGGACUGGCCCACUUAGACCUAAGCGACCAAGAGCUCAAAGACUUGGAGGUGGCACGCAGGCUGCAGGAAGAAGAAAUCAAGGCGAGUCAGCUUGACAGAAGAGCCGCUCAAGUUGCAAAAGAUGAGGAAAUAGCCCGACGGCUGAUGGAGGAAGAGAAAAGGGAGUAUAAGAGAUCAAAAGAGAAGGAGAAACAAGUGAUGGAGAGAAGACGGCCUGAGCUGGAAUAUAAGCCAGUGCAAGAAGAAGUCGUCCGACCACGAACUCGAGAAGAGCCGCGCAUCAGAGAGGACGAGUACCAGAGAGCACGCAACCACAAACCUGCGAGGCCGCCUCCUCCGACGCAGCACUACGAGAACAUAAACCCGAGCUACGCGUAUGCAGACAGCCCUUACUCCCCUCGCCCUCCGUCAAGACCAGAGCCGUACAAAGGUGCCCCCUACAGGCCGUGACCAACUGCUGUCCAAUCAUGAGUUCGUUCGGCCCUUUAUUUUGCGAAUCAAUAGAGGAGAAAGCGAUUCAAAAGUUCUUUGAGGCUUUCGGAAGAAGCUACUGACACUUUAUUUUAUUUUCCCCUCUUGGAGUUUCUCAGUUCAUCGCAUCAGAUGAGCCAAUGUCACGUCUUCGUGUUGUGAAAGAGUCUUUUACCCUGGAGCUACGAACUACUGUACCGAACUACUCCUGUAUGCUUCUCAUGUUCUUGUCUUAUUGUGGAUGACUGGACAGGAAGGGAUCUACUGCACAGCUCUUACGAACAUCCCUUUUCUCUUGGCAUCUAUAAAUGAAGUUUCGUCUUGAUUCCAUGUUGAGUUCAGGAUACAGCAGUUUUCCGGCAGUUUUUUCUGUUUUUAUUUAAUGGAAAACAUGCUUGAAUUUAUAUACAGCACAUGUUUGUGCUUUGUAUUUAUUGAUUUAUUUUCAGAGGAUAUAUUUUAUUUUAUUUUUUUGAUCCAUAUUUUUUUUUAACGCUGAUUGUUUUACGCUUUCCUCGAUCGACCCGAAGAGACUGUUAGCAUAAACUGGGAAUGAUCCAAUUUGUGGAGAUGCGGAAUUCCAGUUAUCUCAUCAUCUUAAGAAGCAGGUUCAGUCUUCGAAUCAAAUCUAAUAUCAAGGUUGUCAGUGCUUCUUCAUAUCAUUAAUGAGAGACUCUUUACUCACACUGAGGGCUCAUGUACAGCUAGGGUUCGAGACGCUCAGUUUUCGGGUGCCUUUGUUUUUGUGAUAUCUCACCUGCAGUGUCUGUAGCGAUUCUCUCAUCUGCUUCAUAGGUGCUUCAGGACUGAUGUGCUCCCGUGUUCAACUGCAUGCUGGGUGAAUGUGAACUCUGUGGGGUCUAUAUGAAUUUUAUCAUCUGGAAACAAAACCAACAUGGCCAAAAACAUCUCUACUCAUUUUUAUAUAUUUUUAUGUUUUAUUUAUAAUUCAAUAAAAAUUCAAAACACAAGUGAAGGCAUGUUAGUGGCAUUGCUAUUGGCACGGAUGUAAACCGUUUUGUUGCUUGCAUCAUUCUAUGUAAUUCAUGAUAGUAUAUCAGUGUUCAGAUUUGCAGUGCUUUGCAUUUGGUGUCAAACUUACUUUAAAAACUGACCAGCAAAUAAGGCAGCAAACGAGUGAUUGGCGUUUAUCUGGCACUUUCUAUGAACAGAGUACUGAAAAAAAAGGCCUGACAUUAUUAUUGUUAUCAUAUUUUUAUAUUUUUCUUUUUUUCUGUGUGUCUGUGGGUUUUUUCAUGGACAAAUAAUUCCAAGAAAACAAGCAGAUAACCUUCCGUUUUCUUUUUUUCCGUCAUUUUUUUUGCACUGCUUUUCUUAGAUUUUGUUUUUUAUCAUUAACUUUUCUAAAUCAAAAUAUAAAAACCCUAAAAAAAACUUUUUAUUUAUUUAUUUCAUCAAUUGAUCAGAAAAAAUAAGUGUGUAACGUUCAGAAAUGUUUGGUUUUCCUUCGCUUUUUUGUUGUUAGUUUUUUCUUGUUUUCCACUGCAUUCCUUUCUUUCGCUUUAUUUUAUUUUUAUUUUUUGGCAUUUUUGUUUGUGUUUGUGUUGCUUGCAGUUUUUCUUAGUGUUUGUUUUUUGUUUCGCAGUUUAAGCGAAUCUCUAAAUACAAUGUAAAAACAGUUGUUGUUUUUUCCCCACAUCUGUUUAUUUCUAGCAAAAAAAAAACAUUAAAUAGAACAAAGUUUAAAAAGUAUCAACAAACUGUGUUGCACAUUUCGCUAAAUUAAUCUGUAAUUCUGUUGGAGCUCACUAGUUUGGGACCAAAUACCAAUAACAGUAUUAUGAUACUUUUUGUGAUAUCUUACAAAACCAUUUGAUGUUUUUAAUACUAGUAUAAAAUAAUUGCAUAUAAAACUAUCAAAUAAAAUAAUUUAUCUAGCAUAUCUAAUGGGUUCCUCUUAAGAAGCUAUUAUUUAUUUAGCAUUUAUUGCUUGAAAAAAAGUCCAGUUGUUACCCUGUUUAUGGAAAGUGCCAAAUGCGCAUCACUCUUUCAGGGUUUUCUCUCCUUUCCCUUACAGUCAUCGCUUACAUCCCAUGUUCCUGUGUUUUGAAGGGAUUACAUUUCCCUUUAGGCUUUUGGGAAUGGAAAUAUGAUUGUGCAGGUUACAUGUAGCAUCCUGUACAGAUACAACUAGACACAGCAGCUACUUUGAAUCGCAUUAGUGCCUCUAUAAGACCAGUGUUAGAUCGCUAGAGCUGAACGCUCGCAUCUUAUAAUGACAAUAUGCUUCUUUGUAUCCGUGCAUUCCAGUAAAAAGGCAUGGCCAGAAAUGCAGCCAAUAUAAUGCGUCCAUGCUGCUACGCUUAAAGGGGAUUUAAAGACUUUUUCUUGUGGAAUUGUUUUGCUGAAAUCAGUUUUGAAUCACGUUACGUGUGUGUUUUAGUGAUGAAUGUGCAUCUCUCUCUAUCUUUAAUGCUGUGUCAAUCUAGUGCAUAUCACGGUGCAUUUUGCAACGCACUGUAGCAUUCGACAAGAUAAUCUGUACCAUUCUGAUCGUAAAUGGCUAGAUGGGUUUUGUGCCAAAUGUCAUUCAACAUUCAGGGAUUUCUAGAAAAGUGUUGCUGUAAAACUGUCAACAUCUGAUGGUGGUGUGAUCCGGGGGGAAAAACAUCCGGUUUACAGAUGUUCUGCUUGAGGCUGUAAACAAACUGAAGUUUUCGCACCUGAUAUGCCGAUGUAAAUGUAUGUGUGUGACGAGCGAUAAGCGACUUAAGCAUUUUCCACUCAGCAUAUGAAGAAGACGUCCAUGCCGGUUUGUUUUUCAAUCAGCUGCUGCUGGAAACGUUUGUAUCUUGCACAUUCCCAUCGCUUCCACUGGCCAACUGUACAUACCAAAUAAAUGAGCUUAAAAGGGAAA
Carassius gibelio (silver crucian carp) is the source of this 4991-nucleotide messenger RNA. Its product is annotated as coiled-coil domain-containing protein 50. The record is from RefSeq and is a predicted model, not a curated record. The transcript has 12 exons. Gene Ontology annotation, cellular component: cytoplasm. Bases 341 to 2092 code for a protein of 583 amino acids. Lineage: Eukaryota; Metazoa; Chordata; Actinopteri; Cypriniformes; Cyprinidae. Gene Ontology annotation, molecular function: ubiquitin protein ligase binding.